AUGUCAAGCUCUCGUAUGUGCACCGUUUGCAAUUAUAAUAUUGCGGGUGAUGCUUUUUCCUGCCCGUGUGGAACCUUCUACCAUCCAGCAUGUGCAACUGCUGCUGUUAGUAAAAAAACGGGAAAAAGAAAAUGCUGCUCCCACGUAAACACUUCUAAUUCUCGGUCAUUAUCACCUAGUGGUUCCGGUAACAUUACUAUUGAACAAAUUAGUCAAUUAUUAAAUGACAAAUUUGAUAAGGCCAGGGAUGAAUCGGAAAAAUUUUUUAGUGAUAAAUUGGAGUCUGUUAUGUCUGUCUAUUCUGACAGACUAAAUGAUGUUGUAGACAGAGUGGAUAAUCUUGAAGUGAGGUUCCAAGAAUUUCAGGAUAACAAUAUUAGAUCAGAUAAUAGUUUACACUCCAUCUCUGAAAGUGCUAUUUCAACUAAAUGUGUGGCCGAAAUAUCUGAUAGACUAAAAAGAAAUAAAAAUCUAAUCCUGUUUGGACAUACUGAGAUCGCUGAUGAUGGACUCAGCCCCUCCUCGUCCUAUACGAAUUACUUUCAACAAAGAAGACAUCAUGUGGGAAACCCUUCGAGCAUACUGGAGAAAGAAAGCAGUUUUGGUUUUGGACAACCCGCGGAUAUCUCUAGUCAGAGAUUUGACCCCACUACAGAGAACCAUAUGGAAGGAGAAACACACGGAACUUCAAGACCGUCAGAAGAGAGGGGAGUUGGACUUAGUGAUAAGAGAGGUGAGAGGAGAGUUUAUAAUUGUGAAGAAGCGGAAACCGGCGAAUGCUCCCUCUACCAAAUAGAAUCAACAUUGAUAGAGGGGAGAGAGAAUCACAGCUUUAAUUGUACGCAUGUGGUUGACUUGGAUUUGCUCAGUGAAAUCGUCAUAUAUUAUCAGAAUAAACGUGGUUAAAUUCUAGUGUUCAAAGUUCCGAAGUUUUUGAUUCUAAUCUGUUUAAUGUGUAUCGAGAUGACAGAUUAUCUGGAAGGGGGGGAGGAGUGUUAAUAGCAGUGAAGUCAAAAUUAGAGUCUUCUAGUAUUGAUAUGUCGCGCAUUGUUGC
Messenger RNA from Leptopilina heterotoma, 1054 nucleotides. RefSeq lists its product as uncharacterized. The record is from RefSeq and is a predicted model, not a curated record. NCBI's taxonomy places the organism in Eukaryota, Metazoa, Arthropoda, Insecta, Hymenoptera, Figitidae. The coding region runs from base 1 to 906 and encodes 301 amino acids. The transcript is spliced from 3 exons.